AGGAGCAAUCAUGGCGUCCAGCAUGCGUCGCGCUGUGCACUCGCAGGCGUUCAAGAGCCUCACGCGUCGCGCGCAGCAAGCGUCAGUGCCUCCUACUGCUUCACACUCUCAGAUCCAGUCGCGCGUGCUGUUCCAGUCGUCUCAGACGCUGCGAACGUUUUCCACUGCCGCUCCUCAGGCCUCGGAGGAAGACGCCGCUGUCCCCGUGCAGGUUGUAGAAGAGGUUGUAGCCGAAGAGGAAGACGAGGAUGACAUUGGGCGCAAAUUGAAGCCGCGUGAGGUCGUGGAGCAGCUCAACAAGUACAUUGUGGGCCAGGCCGACGCCAAACGCGCAGUAGCCAUCGCGUUACGCAAUCGUUGGCGUCGUCAGAAGAUCUCGGACGAGCUGCGUCAGGAAGUAAGCCCUAAAAACAUCCUAAUGAUCGGUCCUACGGGCUGUGGUAAGACAGAGAUCGCCCGUCGCCUAGCCAAGCUGUCUGAGGCUCCGUUUGUCAAGGUGGAAGCCACCAAGUUCACUGAGGUGGGCUUCCACGGUCGCGACGUGGACCAGAUCAUCCGUGAUCUUGUGGAAAACGCCAUCAACAUGGUCAAGAAACACCGCAAGGAGCGCCUGCGCAAACAGGUGCAGCACCUCGUGGAGAGCCGCAUCUUGGACGUGCUUACUGGCGCCAACGUAGCGGAGCGCUCUCGUGCCACCUUCGAGCGUCUGUUACGUACUGGAGAGUUGGAAGACCGUAUUAUCGAGUUCGAUGUGCCUGUGUCCACGAACCCUGGCAACCAGCCCAUCUCAUUCGUCGGAGGUGAAGGUAAGGGCAUCUCCAUGGAAGUAUUUGGCCGAGCGUUCGGAGAGAAGAAGACGGAGCGUAAACGCAUGACAAUUGCCGAGUCCCGUGAAGUGUUUGAAGAGAUGGAAAUGGAGAACGCUAUCGACAUGACCGACGUCGUGCGUGAAGCUAUCCAGGAGACUGAGGAGAACGGCAUCGUGUUCAUUGAUGAGAUCGACAAGAUCUGCUCUAGUGGAGACUUCCGUCGCUCUUCCGACCCAAGCAGUGAAGGUGUACAGCGUGACUUGUUGCCUCUGAUUGAAGGCAGUGUAAUCUCGACAAAGCAUGGCAACGUUAAUACGGACCACAUUUUGUUCGUGGGCUCUGGAGCUUUCCACUCGUCAAAGCCAUCGGAUCUUCUGGCCGAGCUGCAAGGUCGUCUGCCUAUUCGUGUGGAGCUCAAGGGAUUGACUGAGGAAGAUCUGCAUCGGAUCCUGACGGAGCCUGUGACGAACCUCAUCAAGCAGCAGACUGAGCUUAUCAAGACUGAAGGUGUGACCUUGAACUUCACGGACGAUGCAGUCCGUGAGAUCGCUCGUGUUGCUGCGGAGAUCAACCAGACGAUUGAGAACAUUGGGGCUCGACGUCUGCACACGGUGGUGGAGAAGGUAGUGGAGGACAUUAGCUUCGACAGUUCCGAGAUGGAGGCAGGCUCCACUGUCACGAUCACGGCGGAGUUCGUGCUUGAACGUGUUGGCAAACUCAUGAAGAAGACGGACCUCUCCAAGUUUAUUCUGUAG
This is a messenger RNA of Phytophthora infestans T30-4, 1564 nucleotides long. Its product is annotated as ATP-dependent hsl protease ATP-binding subunit hslU. The transcript has a single exon. Gene Ontology annotation, cellular component: HslUV protease complex. Gene Ontology annotation, molecular function: ATP binding; ATP hydrolysis activity; peptidase activity. Bases 11 to 1564 code for a protein of 517 amino acids. Lineage: Eukaryota; Oomycota; Peronosporomycetes; Peronosporales; Peronosporaceae. The record is from RefSeq and is a predicted model, not a curated record.